AUGCUGAAGAAAGAAGGAGUUGCUGUUGUUGAAACUAUAUUAAAGCCGAUGCUAUCAAAACAGAAUUCAAACUCAAGGUCAGAUGGGCUUGAUGAUGAAGCAAGCCAUUAUAAUGAACUGGAAAGAGAAUUACAUAAUCUACAACAACAGACUUUACUAGACUUUAGGAGUAAAAAGUUACCUCCAAGGUUUGACAACAUUUGCACAGAUGGCUUGAACAUUCAUGGUACAGCAGAGGAGGUGCAUGCAGAUGGCACGGCUGGUGGACCGGCCCGUGCGCUCGUGUUCUCUGCUAAUGUAGUGAAAGCUAAAGUAAACUCUCGCUUCAGUGCGUCUUACUCCGGGGUGGACCACGCUGUCGCUGCUCCACAACUGUAUGUAGCCGUUGUGCAAUUAGAUCAGCUGGGUUUAGCUGCGCUUGGAGAAGAGAGGUCCCCCCUCAAUUUAUACCUCAUAAUCAAUAACCCUGAAUCUCAAAUUUACAACCACGACGACGCCGUUAGAAUGGUACCCCCCCCCACGGUGUUGGCGGAGGCUGCGGAAUUCGCUGGUGGCAGGUGGCAGCACAUGCGGGUGGCCGUGCAAGUCUGCGCGCGAGCGUGCGCUGCCGGUCUCACUUCGCACGCGCCUUGGCUGGCGUUCGGAUUGCAGCGGACUCAAGGUCAAGUUGGAGCAAAACUCCGAGAUACUAAGAGAAGAGUCGUACGAGUGGGAAUUGGCCAAGUUUGUGGUGGUGGUUUUGGGUCCCCCGUCACUGAUGGAGCGCGCGAGCCUGCUAGUGGACGGUGGGCGGCUGGAUGCGGGUCACUUCGAGCGGGCCCGGGUCCUCCGGGCCCCGGGAGGCCUCCUCCGCGACGGACAACAACGCCUGGGGGCUCCGCCAUGCUGGCAGUCGCGCGCUUGUCAAAUGGGGCACUCACGGAAACCCCACAGACUUCUAAAGUAAGCCUGUGUGAACGUGGGACCCCUAUCGGGUCUCAUAUUAAGCGUGUUUCCCUGAUCAUCAAUGAUGAUAUGGUGUAUAAUGACGAGAGUGGAAUGACGUCACCAUUGAACCGUACCACUACCAAGUCGGCUUUUUCUGGUUCUCCGGGGUUGAAGAUGAUGGAAAAUGGUACCUUUAUCAAGGAAAUGUUAAAAUUGGCCAAAGAUCUGAUGAAGAUGACCUCGUCCUUCUUCCCAUGUCAAACUGGCCAGAAUAGAGAAAAUGUGCCUUCAAAAGAAAGAAACUCGGUUGUUGCUAGACUUCCAGUUUCAAGAAUAUUGGAGUCAGUUAAAGAUGAUAUUGAACGGACGAUGAGAUCAUCUCCGUUGAAGGAUAUUUUUCAGCGGCGCGACGUGACAGACGACGCGGACAUACGGGUGGAGAGACGAGCGUGCGAGGGAUUUACAUUAGCUUGGAAUAGGAUAGAUGAAAUAGUCAUCGAGAGAGUGGAUGAUCCGUUUGAGGUGAAGUUGCUGCGUGAUAAAACUACGAACUUCUUUGAGGAAAUGAAUAUAAGGAGAGUCAGAAAAGGACGUACCAUGCUGGACGCUAAGCGGUCUCGAGCUGCGCCACCGCCGCGUACACGUCUUGUGGCGUGCUGCCUGGCUGGAUUGAGAAUUUUAGCGUUGGCUGAACCCAGUACUGCAACGGAACACAACGCAGCCACUCGUCGGGCUCCGGGACAUCGACGCGGACAGUCCCUGGCCCCGAGGAUGGGGCGUCGAGUUCACUACGUUUGUGGUGCCGCUGUCGUUUUGAACCAAGUAUCCCGCCCCAUCGUUGGAUCCCUCGGCCCCGCUCGCGUGGUGGGACAAAGUGAGACUUACCUGUUUCCACGGACGACUGACUGUCAACUGCGCCAAGUUCACCUGUACUCCUCCACGUGUCUCUGGACCCUUACAACACCACCGAGGAAAUGGAGGUCACUUUGGACCGACCUGGUGCUGGAUUGGACCAACGGUGAGGAAUGUGUUCAAGCAGAACAAAACAAAGAGCAUGACUCGUACCGCGCGUUCCGGUCUCAGGGCCUCGACCUACAUCUGAGUAUGGAUACCAAACCGAUCGAGGGCGACGGGCCCGUGUUACUGCUGUACGGGGAGCACGCUGCGCUGGUUUUGAGAGAGUCUGAAGCUGAUCUUAUCGGGCACCACAAGACCGACCCGCCGCGUGGACGAGCCUUCAACAACAUGCGUCCGCGACGACCGCAACUCUCCAGACAACUACAGGAACGUGUCCGUAUCACUCACGCUGCACAAUCUACAGGUUUCUACUGGUCGUCGUCGUCGAUGCAGCGCGGUAUCGAGAUGCUUGUGUGUGCGCGUCACGUGCGGGCGCUCCCGCCACCGCCUGUCGCUGGUGCCGGGCGGGGACUCGCUCAUCCGCCGGAGCGCGCGCGCUGUGGGGCCACGCUGUGUUCGUCGGUGUUGAGCCCGGCGGCCAUGGAGAAGUGUUACUGUCUGUCAGUCCGGCGCGUGUCCGUACGGCCGCGAGGCCGGGCGGGGGAGGGAUCGCGCCCCUCCGCGCACCGCCUGGCCGUGCACGACCUGCGGGGCGCGUGGACCAAACUCAAUAGAGAUCUGGGCCAAUUGAAGAAAAAAUCUAUCAACAAAGGCGUUGAAGGAGGAAGAGAGAAGCCGACUACGUCUCCGAAACAUCAGCGUGAGGGGGACGUCGUGUCUCCUCCGCCAGCCACUACUCAAGUGGGCUUGUCAGGUUGUGGUGGUGGAGCCAACAUGUUAGCGGCGCUGGUGGCGGAGGCGGGCGAGGCGGGAGGGGACGCGCCCCGUGGUGUUCAGCGACGAGGCUGGCUGGAGCGGAACGACGCGCCUCAACACACGCACGCUCACACACACACCGCACACGGGCGACAUCCUGCUGGACGACGAAAACUCACACACCGCCUGUCUCAAGAAACAUCCCAGUGGGGUGGUGGGUCCCUGUGGAGGAGAUCGAGGAAAAAAACGGUGGGGCAGGGCGCGGAGAUCAGCACCCUGCCCGACGUGCCGCGGCUCGUGGGCAGCGGACACUCGGCCGGGGGAGUCAUCGGCAGCACUGUGGGGGGCCCUCCGCUGACACUGGACUGGCAAACAGCUCCAGCGUAUAGUGUCCUCGGUGUGCGUGUGAGUUUCUACUACGUGUCUCACGAGGAGGGUGAGGCUGGCGGGAGCGGCGGCGCGGGCUGGGCGGAGUCCCCGCCACCAUAUGGACUCCUUCACCCUCAUGCAUCACGACCUUGA
Danaus chrysippus (African queen) is the source of this 3222-nucleotide messenger RNA. Lineage: Eukaryota; Metazoa; Arthropoda; Insecta; Lepidoptera; Nymphalidae. The record is from the annotation of a GenBank genome assembly.